AUGCUUCAAAGCCGAAAAAGACCCAUUCAGCAAGUUGCUGGAGCGGGUGGAAAGAGGAGGCGUAUGGCCAGCCGAGCACCUAAUAUGUACUUCCAACAGAACAACAUGUUUGCAGCAAAAGAUCUUUCUCAUGGACGGCAUAAACCGUGGUCAGCUCUUGGAGCUUGGUUCAUGGGACCUAAGGCAGAGAAUGGAGAUCUGUUUCAAGAUCUUGUGACUAAAACAAUCGAUUCACAUAUUAAGUUUCGCCGACACAUGUGAGUACGGUAUCCUGUAGGGAGUCAGUUAAUUAUGCAACUGAGUUAAGGAUAUUAAGUCAGGAAUUAGGAAUUCAAAACUACAAGAGAAUUCCAUGUUGCCUGCUGAAUUUCACCAAAGUUAGAAGAGUGGAAUGGUUAUGAAGCCCGUGAGACUCCUUUGUUAUAUUUUUGUGGACUUCAUUUUUGGCGGUGUACAAUGUUCAAUAGUAUUCCUGUCAUUCAAAUCUUAUUAACGAAUAAAAUUAACGUCGCAUUUAUUUAUUCAGUAUCAUAAUUUGUAAACAGAAAACAAAGGAUUGUGUACCUUCAGGGACUGCUUCGAACAUAAACUGCAAUACCGUUGCUUCAAUAUCUGGUGUUUGCCACCUUUGAUAAUAACUAGACAUGUCACAUGCACAAAUUAGAUAAACCUAACUCCCCAUUAUCUCUUAUCAAUCCACUUUGUUUGUUUCUGCGUUUCAAGGUUCGCUUCUUGUGAUCGCCCUGUUUCGUACUGUUUCGGGCAAUGAUCGACUAGUUUUCUUCGAAGCUUUUUAUGAUCUUUGUUAUCCUUGUCUCUUGCAAGAAUAAAGCAAUAUCUGCCCCCUGCCCUCAACAAAAAUUCCACUCAUCAUCGCGAUUUCUUUUACUAUUCUUGAGCACUUUAGGGUCAUUCUCAAUUUUGUUUUUGCGGGCCAAGCUGGUCGAGUGCGUUGCAUUGUGAUUUGCAUUAACUCCACACCCACUCAAAUGAUUGACGGAACAGAAAAACCAGCUCAAAGUUUUCAAACACUCAGCGCGAUACAACGAAUUUGGCUAUAACUUAUAGCCAAAUUCGUUGUAUCACGAAAACUUCGAAAGAAUUUUGGGUUUUUCUGCUCCGUCAAUCAUCUUAACGGACCUCUUAGGAAACACAUGUUUACUUGUGAUCGGUGCACUUCGAUCCACUCUGUUUGUUUCUGUGUUUCAAGGUUCGUUGCUUGUGAUCGCCCUGUUUCGGGCAAUAAUCGAAUAAUUUUCUUCGAAGAUUUUUCUAAUGUUUCUUAUUAUUGUCUCCUGCAAGAGUAAGGCAAUGUCUGCCUCCUACUCUCGACAAAAAUUCCACUCAUCAUGGCGAUUUCCUUCGCUAUUCUUGAGCAGUCUUGAGUCACUUUUUUUUUGUUUUUGCUAGCCAAACUGGGCGAGUGUGUUGCAUUGUGAUUUGCAUUAACUCCACACUCACUCAAAUGAUUGACGAGACAGAAAAACCCAUUCGAAGUUUGCAAACGAGCAGCGCGAUACAACGAGUUUGGCUAUAAUUCCCAGCGGUGAGAAAGUCGUCCUUUCGAGCAGACAUGGCGGUUGUGGCAAUUCUCAUGCUAAAAAGGAAUAAACUAAUUUUUACGUGACCUUAUUGGAUAUUUAAUGGUCUUAUCAUACUUCAAGAGAUGAAAUGAUCUUAAACAUACUUUUUUCUUACGAUGCACCAGCCAGUUUUAUACAGUUUCCCACAGCCUUCUGUCCACAGGCAUCCGCUUCGUUGCGAUGGGUCAUAUUGGACGUCAUACCCGUUUUAAAAAUAUUUAAUCGACUUCGACAAAAUUUUCUUGUUCUUUGUCAUCUUUUAGCUAUUUUCCCUGUGAUCCCCCAUAUGUGACUGAUGAUCUUCGCGAGGCAGAAGCCUAUCAAGCUUCCAAGGAUAAACUGCAGACAGAAUUGGAGCUAUUACAAAGGCAAAUGCAGAAUUCCGUCCCAUUUUACAGCACGAGAUACAAGGUAAUAGCGUUUAUCAGGAGUCUUCAGCAUUGUUGAAGAACUUCCUCAGUCGAGUCAAUACCAAAUGCCCGAAUGUGAUUGGUUCUCAACAGCCCUUAAUUAUUUUGCAUGUUAAAUUUGGGUGAUACAAUUGAUACUUUUCGACAUAAAGCUUACUUCUUGCAAUCGCACAAUUACAGUAGUUAAUUAUAAACAUCUAAUGGACAUUAAGUAGUAAAUUGGAUAGCCGAAGUAGCUAGCCAAUUAUAUCUACUACUAAAUACUUAAUCUAUUCUAGACAACCAAACUCCAGGACCAAAAUAAGCGAGCACUCAUGGCCUGUUGCCCAGCUUUAGCUAGAAAGAGGAUAAUGAAAUAGAUUGAUAAGUUCGAAGGCUCUCUCCUUUAUAUUUUACAAACUGCAAAACACUAUUGAUGUCAAAGCAAGAAACACCAACUGCAGCUACAAUAAAAUUACGAUAUAUUGCCUAACUUUACAAUACAACAUUUUAGCUGUAAGGAGGUGAAGAUAACUUUCUCUUGACAUUUAGUUAUUAUUAUUAUUAUUAUUAUUAUUAUUAUUAUUGGUAACUAAUUGGUAAGACGUGAAAUGUUUAUCUACGCGUGGUAAGCCUUGAUCGCUAAACUGGGAAAACUUGAUAUUUUCAAGCACUUUUCCCCUUGAAAAGUUUUCCUUUGUUCGUGCAAAAGCGUUCAAAUUUCGACUUUUUUUGGCUCUACCCCAAAGAAGGGUGUAAGCAACAUUUGAGUUACAGAAAAUUAUACGGUCACCAGACAACUUCCCAAAAUUUCGGUUGCCUUAUAUUUUCUGGAAAGUUGACCUGUAUAUAGCAGUCACCCUGUAUAUACCGCUCACCUUGCCAUUCCCAAAGGUGACCGUUGUACAUAUCAGGUUUGAUUGCACUUGUGUUAACUUAUCUUAAUGCCUAAUUACCUACGCGUGUCUUAUUUACUUCACAAAUAGGGACAUGUCAACUGGGAUAUCGCGAUGCCUGCCAACCUUGGCUACAUCUGCGCUCUGCUUUACAAUCAGAACAACUGCGCUGCGGAGGCAUCAACCGUCACGACUUCAUUUGAGCUGGAGGUCGGGACCGACCUUUGCGUAAUGAUGGGAUACGAAAAAGACAAAAGCAUGGGACAUUUGGUUACUGGAGGAACCAUUGCAAAUAUUGAAGCAAUUUGGGCAGCACGAAAUGUCAAAUUUUUCCCUCUGGCACUGCAGAGAGCCUUGAAGAAGGAGGAAAAGUUAGCUGCUGCCAAGGAUUAUAAGGUACAUUGAAUGUGCUUAUUUCUCAGCAGUAGUAGAAGAAAUAAGUGAGUAGGUCUUGCUCGUAAUGAAUCAGUUCAUGUAUGCAGUGAAAUAUACUAAAGUUUACCUGAAACUGAACGUUUAACAACCGUUCAUAAGUUGCUAUAGUUGAACUUCUGGCUGCAAACAGACCCGCAUACAUGUACACAAAGAUUGCCAGAGAUAUAUUGCCAAUGAAGUGUGUUUGGCUAUUGACAUUGUUGACGGUCGGAAUAGUAUAACAUAACAAAUAUCUCAGGAGAAUGCUUUAUUAGUAGUAGUAGUGGGAACCCUUGGAAGUGUGAAAAAGAUCUUAGCGGAAUUUGACAUUUAGCUGAGAAGAAGCAGCAUUUGUUUCUUGGCACAAGGAAAUUGCAAACUUAAGAAUAAAUUGCAUAGCCUGCCUUCUUAUAUAUAGUGAACAGCAACAGAUACCCUCAGAACGUACGUAAAGGAGCUCUUACAAUAAAAUUGAUGAUAAUCUGAUGAUAUGAUGAUGAUGAGAUGAUGAUGAUGAUGAUGAUGAUGAUGAUGAUGAUGAUGAUGAGGAUGAGGAUGAGGAUGAGGAUGAGGAUGAUGACGGGUAAUGGUGAUGACAAUGACAAUGACGAUGAUGAAUUUCUAUAUUUGCUUUCCAUCCUUUAAGGUUUUCUUCCCCAAAAAAGGUAAGAUGGGAGAACUAACUAAUGGCUCUGAAUGGGAACUACUCAAUCUCGACACUUCUUCCAUUCUCAGUAUGCCUGAUGAUAUUGAGAUCCAAACUGGAUUGGAACACGGAGAAUUCAUGGAUGUUAUGUCAGACUACCUUUACGAAUCCAUUGGAGCGCCAGAAUUUGCUCGAAGACAUCCUCUAAUUGAGAAAACCUGUGUUGUGGUGCCUAGUACAGCGCAUAUUUCCUUCACCAAGGCCGUAACUGUGCUAGGGCUGGGAAAAAAUAACCUUGUCAAAGUUGCUGUUGAUGAUGAUUCACGAAUGAAUUCCGGUGGUAAGUCAAAAGAAAGACUCUAUGUAUAGGUUUUUCUAUCACAAACUACCUGUUCAUGUCACUCUUGGUAAGACCUGUUUAUAAGAACCUAACGCUUAUGACAGUUAUCAAGCAAGUGAUUAGAUUAACUUCAAACCAACAUUACAAAUAAAGAUCCCAGCAACUCAAGUUCCUCUGGAAAAGAAGUCAUCAGGGAGAGAAUGCAUUAAAGAUAUGAAAGCCUCAAAAAACGUUACAUAUUUUAACUCAUCUUAAAGUUUUGAGUGUUAAUAUUUGGUGAAGUUUUCAGUGAACCAUUUUUAAAUAAACAAAGAAAGUGUGCAGCGGAUAUAUUUCCUCCAGCUGCAGUGACUGUUUCCAGAAUCUUCAGAAGAAUUUUAAACAUGUUCAAAAAAUAGUUCAGCUAUAAUUUCAUUAUUUUCUCAGAUUUAAAUAAGUUGAUAAUAUCUCCAUAUUCACGAAACAUGUUGUAUACAUGUUAUUCGAAUUUUUAUUAUGUGUAAAUGCUUUUCUGUUGUUAUAAGUGCUGAAAGACAUCCUUGACAAACAUCUGGAAGAUAAAAUUCCUGUUGUCGCUGUUGUGGCUGUGAUGGGCACCACUGAAGAGAGUUCAAUAGAUCCACUUUCUGAAAUCCUUCAGUUGCGAAAAAGCUACAGCAAAAAGGUAAAUGAGUUGUACUAUUGAAACGGAACAGGCUAUAAUCAAUUGUUGUUCCUUCUAUUUUCCAACGCCUUGAACUUUUAUCAGUUGGAUGUUAAUUUAGCUAAAGCUUCGAAAUCAAUUCUCAAGUACCUACAUUAAAUUCUUUCUUCCCCUUGAGUACUGUUAGGAAUAUCUAGCACAGGUGGAUGACCAAACAUCUCUUUUUGUUGCUGUGACCUUGCGGAUAUUUCAUAUAUUUUCGUAUUUUUUUUUUCCCACUUUCCCCCCCAGGGAACUCAGUCUGAACUCAUUCUUGAUAGCCUUAAGGUAAUCCAGACUGGCUAACUUUUUCUCGCACUAAUGCUACACUUUUUUUAAAUGUAGGGUCUUGACUUCGCUAUCCACGCCGACGGAGCCUGGGGAGGAUAUUUCUGCAGUAUGUUGAGGGACCAGCCGCAAAGUCAUUACUUAAAACCACCUGAAGACUCAGGAUUUAUUCCCAGAAUAUUCCUUAGCAAUUACGUCAACGAACAGCUUUCAGCUGUUAACCAGUGUGACACCAUCACCAUUGAUCCUCAUAAGUCAGGCUUCUGUCCAUAUCCAGCGGGAGCUUUGUGCUACAAGGACAAGCGGAUGAACACCUUCCUUCAAAUAACCACAAAUGUGGUGUACUACCAUGGUGAUAUGACUCUGGGAGAUAUCGGCCUCGAGGGAUCCAAACCUGGAGCCGCUGCAGCAGCAGUGAGACUCGCGAACAGGGUAUUUAAAUUAAAUUAUCACAUUAGAGUCGACAUAGGCCAUUAUACUACUACAUGAAAAGCCAAACUAAAAACUUUACUUUUUAAAGAAGCCUAUGAUUUAUAAAUUUACCGCUCAUGAAUGACUUAUCAAUUUACGUUUUUGAGAUAAUUUCAAUUACUUAGCUUCAAUACAUUUUUUAAUCGAAUCUUAUAGUUGCCUUUUUAAUUGUAUAUAUAGAAAGAUUUAUACUAAAUUUUUAGGCUUGUUUAUUUUUUUAGGAAAUUUUACGUAUAAUUUUAUAUAAUAUUAUAAUUUUAAUUUUUUAUAUGCUUGUUUGCUGUUUUUUCUUUUUGUUGUUGUUGUUAGUGCGCACUAGAUCAUAUAAUUAAAUGCUGUUUUGCACCUUAUAAAUUAUAUUUAUUAUUGUUUUAUUUACUGUACUCGAGAUAGACCUUUUAAAAGUCAUCUAUUUUUUUCCUGGUUAGUUAUGCCAUUUCAAAGGAGUUUUCGUACCUGUUUUGCGCGAAAUUCACUGGUGGGAAAUUCCAUGGGUGGGCCGGCCGGGUGAUGUCAUGAUAAAUGAACAACAAGAGUGUGAGUGAUAUUUGACGCCACUCCAGACUCGGCAUAUGUCAAUUUUUUUUUUCCUGAGUGAAUUUAUAAUAUGAUUCAAAUCCAUUCAGGAAAAACAAGUCGACCUCGCGUCUUCGCCGCUCUGGCGCUCGGUGGCUGUGCGUCUUCAUUGAAGCUCGCUUCGGGCUCGCUCGGAAGAACUUACGAGAGGUCGACUUUAAUUGGCGAGUCUAGACUCGAGAGUCAAAAGAUCGAGAGAUAAAAAGCAUUGGCGUUGAAUUCAUCGUCAUUUUGUCACCAAAAAGUGAAUUGACAUCAGGUAUUUAGUACUUCUUGAUCUGCAAGAAAAGGAUUAUACUUCAUUCACUUCGAAUCCGCGUGCCCUGUCUUUCGUGAAUCACUGCAUGAUGAUUUUUAGAUGGAAGUGAAUUUCCCCAUCGUCAUUCUCUUUCGUUCCUUUGAAAAAAGGUUAUUGGUCUCAACAAAAACGGCUAUGGUCGUAUCCUGUCUGAAUGCAACUAUACUGCCAAACUGUUGUACUGCCUUUGGGUGACACUUCCUGAAGAAGACGACAACUUUAUAAUUGAAACUACUAAGCCCCUCCCCGAAAAAUGGAAGAACCUGUCUCAAGAAGAGCAAAAACGAUUGAUCAAAGACAGGAUCAUUGGAAAAAGCAAUGAAGAACUUGCUAAGGUAAACGAAACGCAUGAAAAAUUUCUUCGUUUCUGAAACGACUAAAUUUAUGUUAAUCCAUGGAGGAGUAAGCAAACCCCCCCUUUUUUUCUCUGUUUGCUGUGGUCAAUUUUGGUGAUAUUUUAGAUUUAUAAUUGACAUUGACAUUUUUAUGGAUUAUGAUGCUUACGGAGAACGAUAACAAUAACAUGUUUAGAAUCUAUAGUCCUAAUCUCAGUUACUGAGCUUCAAAGACCAAGUGUUUCCGCUGGGCGGUCAGCAUUAGUAAAAGCAAGUAUAUUACUUAUUUUACUGAAAAAUUAAUUAAAAAUCGCCUUUUUUUUCUAAUAUUCCCCCCCGAAAAGUCAACUAUUCAAUCAAAACUAAUUGUUAAAGAUGUUCGUACUUAGGCAACCUUUUUUUUUCAAAUGUUCAAUGCUAUUUUCCAAUUAUAUCAGGAUGAAGAAGCUAUGGAGUACUUGAAGGAGAUAGGUCCAGAUACACUAGUUCCGUGCUUCACAGUCAACUUAAAGGAUAACAAGAGUGUCGAUGUCUGUAACGCAAUCAAUAUGGCCAUAUUUCAAAAGCUGAGUCAUUCCUCGGGUGAAAGAACUGCUCAUCGCGUCCCAAUGGUUGUUACUGCCUCAAGCAUGCUCCACCACAAACACAGCUCCGCAUUGAAGAGCUUCAAAAAGAGAUUGGGGGUAAGUGGUGCAACGAUCGUUUCUUUACGACAAAAAAAGAGAAAAUCCUCCUUUGUGGUACUGUCUCCCCGUGUGAGGCUCAUCACUGAACCCAAGCAUUUAUUAAUACCAAUAAUUUUUUUGGGGGGCAAAUUCACAUGUCCAAUUGCCCUAUCGCAAGUUGUUUAUCAGUGGUCCUGCCAAGGAUCUGCAGCACAUAGUCUUUUUACGGAAGAACUUUUUUUGUUCUUAACUGCUGUUUUUAAGAAAAAAAUAAAAAAAGUGUAGCGCGUUUUGACAAAGGAACUAUCACUGAUUCAGUUUGGCUUACGAGUCAUGAGUCAUCCAUUGGUAUCGGCGUGUCAAGGAGAUAUAUAAUGUUUUAUAUGAAAUUAAGCAUUUUCUGCUCUUCCUCCUGUCUUGUACGUUUCAAUUACCAAAAAGGAGUAAAACUAUUUUUGUCCAAUAACAGCCUCGCUUUUUUGUCACUAAUGACAAAAUAUCUCGUAACCAUAGCGAAACCGAUUGCCACUCAAUUUCUCAGAACGUGUCUGAGGAAUAAUAACACGAAAAUAUUCUGAGGCGAUGAUCUUGAAUCUGAUUUUUUCUAAUAUAAAUCUGGAUUGUGGGUAUCUCUCUCUUUUAUUUUUGUUUUUUACUGUUUUUAAAAAACAUUUUGAUUUUACUUUAUGUCGUCAAGCUCGAUCAUAAAGAUGACAAUCCAGUUAAGUUUAUCAUCACCACGUGCAUGGAUCCAUGGGCCUCGUCCAUCGAAUUCUUUGACGAUCUUGCUGCUAUCAUGAGGAAUACCAUUCUUUGCGCCAUUGGAACGGUAAUGUCCUCUUAGCAUAAUCAAUAUUCAUUGCAUAUUUAGCACUGACAAUUGAUAGAAAGCUAUUCAUCCAAGCUUUUGCAUUUACGAAGCUUUACUAAUGCUUACCGAAAAGUUUAGGUAAAAUAAUCAACGCUCUUUUAUCUCUCUUUGACGGGUGAUACCGUUGUGUGACCGUUCAAGUGCCUGUCUUAAGAAGAGUGUCUGCUUUGUAGAAAGUCAAACGAUAUGACUGAACAAUGACGGGAACCAACCUUAAGUGUUAGUGUUCGAAAGAGGUUUCCAGGUGGUUCAGAACACAAAAUUGCCAAUAUGGUAAAAUUUUGACCUUUUUGGUAUAUGAUGUUUACUUUCCCUAACUUGCUUUUUCACACUUCGUUUCUUUCUUCAUCGUUAUUGACAUCUCAGAGCUUUAUCGGAAAACAAUUAUCUUGCCCCAAUUUUUGCUUGUGGAAUCCGGGAUCCAGGGCUUUGGAAUCCGUGAUUCAGGUCAAGGAAUCCGGAAUCCCUGUAACUAUCGGGAUCCAGAAUUCAAGUUCCAUAGGAAAGGAAUCCGAAAUCCCGUACCUGGAAUCCGGAGUCCAUAGCGUUUAAUCCAGAAUCCUAGACUGUCUUGGAUUACCUCACUGAUCAUGGCAAUAGGGCGAGUUUUCUAAUCGCAUUCAUUGGGGGAGAUACCUUACUGUCUAGCACCAGACACCCUGAGGUUAAGCUGAGAUAUGUUUUACAUGUACUCCCAUCCUCGCACUCAAGUAAGAUUCAGGAGCCUGUAGAAUCGAGGAAUGUAAAGUUCGGUUGGGACAGAUCUUUAUACAAGUGGCAAUUCAGAGGAAGUGCCGAGGGUUGGCCAAAACGUCUGAAAAUACGUCCACUUGUCUGAAGAAUUUUUUGAAAUUGCUAUUUAAACUGCGUCCAUUAAGAAACUGCAAAAAAAAAAAAAAAAAAAAAAAAAAAAAAAAAAGGAUAAAUAAAAAAUAAAACACAAAGAAAAUAAAAAAAAAAAAUAAAAUUAAAAAAAAAAAUAAUAUAUAAAAUACAUAACAACAAAACUAUAAUAUUUUUUAAAUGCAAAUGAAACUGCAUCCAUAAAAAAAAAGAAAAAAAAAAAAAAAAAAAAAAAACAGUGCUACUGAAAAAUUACAUGCAACUGUCAUCUGGUUUGCAUUUUGCCUUUUAACCACGGAAUCUACUUGACCGAUGAUAACCUACAAUGUAUAUGUUUUUGGCUAAGAAUUAAUACAUCGGAAAAAUGCUUGUGGGCUUGCUCAAACAGUUGAAAUUGUCCAAAAUAAAAAAAAAAUGAUACUGAAUUCAAGAAAAGUAUGUUGGAAGGCUUCAUCCGGCAAAAUUUUCAAUAUUAUUUCACGCUCAAUGACGAUUAGGCUCACUUAACUGAAUUUGCCUUCUGAUGGGUAAAAAUUUUUCACCCGAGUUGCCCAAAUUUUGGACCCCUUAUUAUUGUCCAAAUCUCAGGAUUUGCUGAUCGUUUGUAAAUUUUAACUUGUGAUUAUUAUCACCUCGUUGCACCCAUGCGGUAUGCCCGAUUUCUUGUUUGCAUUCUGACAUUUGAAAAAAUUUUGGUCUUGUAGGUGAAAGAUCCAAAGUCUAAUCAUGACUUUAUUAGCACCGGAGUCGUCGACGAUGAGAAUAGGGUAAUCGUCUACUACGCAGGCAACUUCAGCAACGCCUCCAAGCAGUAUGGUACUGUCGCUACCCUGAAAUUCAAUUCUCAGAAGCAAGCCAAGGAAUAUAAAGAGAAACAAGAUGCUCUGUUGAAGACGAGUACUGAGCCACAACCAAUUGUAUUUAGAAGCAAAGCUAACACCACGCUCCAUGAUGUGUUGUUUGGUGAAUCCGAAUACGGGGACGAUUCAGAGAAGUUCGAUUGCUUCGUAGGGCUGCCCACUGACCAAAGCAAGCCUUUCAUGUCGGUUAACAUGAAGGUGCUAGAUGUGCCCCAGUUUGAGCACUUUGAUGACGAGGAAUAUCCUGAGUUUAGCUCUUUCUUCAUGUAUGGCAACGAGAAAAGUGCGUUUCUGUUUCACAUACCCACAAAGAAGCCAGACUUUCUCCAGGUACUCAAUUCUGAUCCAGUCAAAGAAUUUUAACAGUAAAAUAAUCAAUAACAUAGCUGCUACAUACGAUAUUUUAAAGUUUUAUUGUCAUAACCCAUUCUAGAAACUGCAUAUACUCAGCUGUAGUAGAAAGACUAGUGUGAAUUAUUACAUUGUGGGUAAAAGUUAGCAGUAAGCGUAAUUCGCCGACCACAAGCCUUUAGUUACAGACAAAAGAGAAGAAUCAAGGUUAUAAUUGUAAGGAACAGUAGAUUAUCCUCUCUUGGUUAUAAGGAAGACUUCGUUUUAUUUUUCUUUUAUGAUAUAUUUCAAUUCGAACGGAGGGCCUUGAUGUUCAUGUUAACUGGUAUACAAUGGCUAAUGAAGUACCAGUGUUUAUUUUUGUUGUGAAUGCUCAAAAAAAAAGAAAUUUCUAAGUAAGUUAAGGUCUGCUCUUGCAGUUAUCGCCACGGCUGAUCGUUUGUAAUUUUAAUUUGUAUUUGUUGAAAGAUUGUUCAGUUGGAUGACAUUCCAAAAGGAGUUGGUACAGAAGACGAUCCAGACCUUUUGCUAAAGCAUGGUAUUGAAGUUCAGAUUCCCGACCUUUCCGGAUCGCCAACAAUCAUCGCCGGAACGCCAAGUGACCCACUAAAGAAACACAAGUAUCACGCCACUUUUGUUGGAAUUGAUGGAGUUGAGAUGAAGACCACGGUCAAGAUUGAUAGAAAGAUCUACUUUGAUGGAACAACCAUCAACUACUGA
Messenger RNA from Porites evermanni, 11228 nucleotides. Lineage: Eukaryota; Metazoa; Cnidaria; Anthozoa; Scleractinia; Poritidae. The record is from the annotation of a GenBank genome assembly.